GUGCCGUCAUACUCCUUGUCAUCGACCUUGUGACCGGUGCUUGAGAUGCUCUGCUCAUCGUCGCGGCGCGAGUGCAAGAAGCGUAAAGCCACUUGACAGCUGGCGUGGAUGAGUGACCCGUUUUAGGAAGGUGCUGUGGUUUGAUGUGCCACUUUUGUCACAAUCUGUCCGACUCUGUCGUACAUAACGGUAUUUCAUGAUGCUGGCACUUGUCAUUUUCUGUUCUUCGCAUGGUACAACAUUUUUAUGUGUGGUUCGUCCGUUGUGGCGCCAUUUCAUUCGAUGGUCAUCCUACUUCGGCUACUUAAACCCAUCCCCCCACAAUAAGAAAUUUACCACACGGUCAGCACGAGUUCAAUCCGGUAGAAUUUGGACCAGAAGGGAAGUCCAGACACAGUCCACAUGUGCGCUGUGGCUGCCCUAUCCGCUAUUUUCGCUGUUGCCAAUUGUGGGUUUCAAUACUGGGUUCCGAUUGUGGACCAUUCAAGGAUUGUUUAUGUGUGUUCUUCGGAUGGGCUCGAGGCUUUGGUUGAGGGUUCCGCAAAGUAAUUAAGUUCAUAUGCGGCCUCGUGAUGCACACACGCAUGUGCAUUCGUUCCUAGGUGGUCUCGUCCCCAUGAACUCACAGGGACUCGCCCUCGAUUCGCCUGUU
Messenger RNA from Suillus clintonianus, 652 nucleotides. RefSeq lists its product as uncharacterized. Bases 197 to 553 code for a protein of 118 amino acids. The transcript is spliced from 3 exons. The record is from RefSeq and is a predicted model, not a curated record. Lineage: Eukaryota; Fungi; Basidiomycota; Agaricomycetes; Boletales; Suillaceae.